Molecule: messenger RNA, 2185 nt
Organism: Drosophila willistoni
Lineage: Eukaryota; Metazoa; Arthropoda; Insecta; Diptera; Drosophilidae
Gene: DIP-zeta
Product: lachesin
Exons: 9
Coding region: 196-1725 (509 amino acids)
Cellular component (GO): neuron projection
Source: RefSeq, a predicted model, not a curated record
AACAAAACCAAAAACAAAAAGAAAGAAAAAAAUAACACAGAGAGCCUGGAUAGGGAGGAUGCAAUUUGGCCAGGCGACGAGUCCAUUGUUGGGGCUCCUCCUGGCUUGUGUAUCCUGCAGCUGCAGCUCCAACAACCUCAUCAUCUACGAAGUCAGCUCCUCCGUGUUAAUAUCAAGCACUAGUACGGCAAGUUGAUGUUGCUGCCAUCUUGGCAUCUAAUUGGAGCCCUCCUAGUGCUAACGGCAACUGCGGGGGACUCCACCAAUAAGAUCAUCUUGCCACAGAUACUCAAUGGCAGUGUCGGCGGUGGAAAUAACGCCGGAGGCAAGCAUCCAAGUGGCACUAAGACAACAACAGCAAACCAAGCCACAGGAGUGAUAACUGGAGGAGGAGCGACCGCUGGAAGUGGCCUUGGUAACACUGUCGUCGGUAGCAAUGGCGUAAUUGUAGCUGGCGGUGUCGCCAAUGUACCAACCUCGAAUUUAAAUACCGUUGUGGAAGAACCCGAAUUUACUGAAUACAUCGAAAACGUAACCGUACCUGCUGGCCGCAAUGUCAAAUUAGGUUGUUCAGUCAAGAAUCUGGGAUCAUAUAAGGUCGCUUGGAUGCACUUUGAACAAUCGGCAAUUCUAACUGUUCACAAUCACGUUAUAACGCGCAAUCCACGCAUUAGUGUCACGCACGACAAGCACGAUCGUCAUCGGACCUGGUAUCUGCAUAUCAAUAAUGUCCACGAAGAGGACAAAGGACGCUAUAUGUGUCAAAUCAAUACAGUGACUGCGAAAACUCAAUUUGGCUAUUUAAAUGUUGUUGUGCCACCAAAUAUCGAUGACUCGCUGAGCUCGAGUGAUGUCAUUGUACGCGAGGGUGCCAACAUUUCAUUAAGAUGUCGGGCCAGCGGCAGUCCCCGGCCCAUUAUCAAAUGGAAACGGGAUGAUAAUUCUCGCAUAGCCAUCAAUAAGAAUCACAUUGUCAAUGAAUGGGAGGGUGACACACUGGAGAUAACUCGCAUCUCUCGCCUGGAUAUGGGCGCCUAUCUAUGCAUCGCAUCGAACGGUGUUCCACCCACGGUUUCCAAGCGCAUCAAAGUCAGUGUUGACUUUCCUCCCAUGCUACUCAUACCACAUCAAUUGGUUGGUGCACCAGAAGGUUUCAAUGUUACCAUCGAAUGUUUCACGGAGGCUCAUCCCACAUCCUUAAAUUACUGGACACGCGGCGAGGGACCAAUCAUUCACGAUUCUCACAAGUACAAAGUUGAAUCGAGCGUCGGUGUACCGGCUUAUAAGACUCAUAUGAAACUGACCAUUAUCAAUGUCUCGAGCGGCGAUGAUGGCAUCUACAAGUGUGUGGCCAAAAACCCAAGAGGCGAAACGGAUGGCAUUAUAAGACUAUAUGUCUCCUAUCCGCCGACGACAGCCUCAUCGGGCAUAUAUACAACCGAUUCACAUUGGGGUGAAAGUAAUUAUGUCAAUGGUAAUGGGGGCGACUCGACUCGUUCCAUCUAUGGACAGGAUAAAAAUACACGAUAUCAAUCGAAUUUGAAUGAAAUCGGUUUAUCUGAACAAAAAUCCUUCUUAGAUAAAACACAAAGUUCCCUAGGAGGAGUCAAUGGCAAUAAUCCAAAUGAAAUUGAUGGAGAGUCCAAGGGAAGUUCCACUCGUUCGGUGGCCAUAGCGUGGCUCCUUACCAUGCAGAUGUUGUUGUUAGGCUUAAGAUUAUGUUAAUUUAACACAGAUCUAGCUAAGAUUAAGGCUUUAUAUAUAAAAAUAUAUAUAUAUAUCUAUGGUUAUAUCUAAUCUCGUAUAGCCCUUAGUAAAGUGACCCUAAACAUAUGAUCCGCCCCCUUAUAUACAAAAAAAAAAAAACAAAAAUCUAGGCCUACAGAGAGCUUAGUUAAAAACAAACAAAACGUAUUAUGGUAUAAUCACAAUUAGCUGGACACAUACGUAUAAAUGUAUCUGUAUAGGAAAAAUCAAAAAACAAGCAAAACAAGCUUCUCACAUAUUAAGAGGAAAGGGUAAAUGAAACAUAAUUUUGCUUUAAAUGCUGUGCUUGAAAAUCAUAAUUGUGAAUGUUUAAACAAUUUGAUAAUGAUUAGAAUAUCACAUUAUAUAUUUCUGCGUUUAACGCUAAAGGCAUUUAUAUAUAUAGAAAGACAGGCACACAUCUACACACACACACACA